Anisakis simplex (herring worm) is the source of this 628-nucleotide messenger RNA. Lineage: Eukaryota; Metazoa; Nematoda; Chromadorea; Rhabditida; Anisakidae. The record is from the annotation of a GenBank genome assembly.
CGAAAAAAGCAGACGGCAGUCAGCGGUCCUCGCAGAAACAUGUAAACCAAUUUGGAAUGAGCCGUUCUAUUAUCAUGGUCUCACCGAGCCGAUGCUCAUGGAACGUGUUCUUGAGGUUACUGUAUGGGACUACGAUAAGAUUGAAGCGAAUGCUUUUCUUGGUGAGACACUCAUCGAUUUCUCAGUUGCACAACUUGAUGAUGAACCUUUCUUCUAUACGCUUGUCGAUAUGGACGAGGAGAAUCCGUUACGAGCUAGAUUACGACAUCGCCGUUUGAACGUCUACCAUCAACAGCAGCAGCAACAGCAACAACAGCAAGUGAAUCGACCAAGAAGUGAACUGAGCCAUUAUCCGUCCAACUACUAUCAGAAUACACUCGAUGCAGCGCCAAAUUCAAUAGAUUACGGUGGAUAUGGAUGCCCGGUGCCUGGACCAAGACAGCAACUGAUGCAACCAGUGGCCGGUAUGCGGCGAUCAAGGACCUAUGAUCGUGGAGGUGUUCGUGUUGAGGAGGACUGGACUGUGAACAGUCCAUCGGGUUACUUGUCCGAUCACGGUUACAAUGGUCCACUACCGAUUCGUUAUCAACAUCGCGAACGACGUCCAAAAUCGGCCACUGCUAUGCGA